Molecule: messenger RNA, 7930 nt
Organism: Numida meleagris (helmeted guineafowl)
Lineage: Eukaryota; Metazoa; Chordata; Aves; Galliformes; Numididae
Gene: CREB1
Product: cAMP responsive element binding protein 1
Exons: 4
Coding region: 1137-1538 (133 amino acids)
Biological process (GO): regulation of transcription by RNA polymerase II
Cellular component (GO): nucleus; ATF4-CREB1 transcription factor complex
Molecular function (GO): cAMP response element binding; DNA-binding transcription factor activity, RNA polymerase II-specific; protein binding
Source: RefSeq, a predicted model, not a curated record
CUAGUAAGUGGGGAUGAGAAGAUGAAGAACUAUUAUUUGUAUAACUGUUUGGGCUGGGGUAAAGCCGGAGCUAAAAAUAAGAUGACUUUAUAUGACUGUUUGACGACCAUGCCUUUUAAACUCAUUCGUUUUGUUAAUAUUUGAAAUGUUCAAUUAACAUUCUGGGAUUGCUUGCCAGCUAGAGCAGCUAAUGCUUCCAGAGGCAAAAUAUGAGUUAAACAUCAUGCUGUUAUAAACUUUCUUACUUCAGGAACCAGGUGAGGUAAUUCAGUAGUUUCUAUUUUUGCUGGCAGACUGUUAAUCCAGGCUCACUAAAUCAUUUACCUAGUUAACAGAAGAAGCGUUAGUCUGCCAUUGCACUUUUUAGAAAGUCCUGAAAAUGUAAGGACUUCAGCAAGCUUAUUUAAAACACAUCGUAAAAAAGUUUCUGUGUUUUCAAUGUCUUUAUUCAUAAGAUUUUAUAGAUACAGUACUUUGACUUAAAGGGUUGAGGAUACAACAGUAAAGCUAGAAUUCAUAUGCUGCCUCACACAAAUAUACUCAGUAUUAAACGUUCAGGAGGAAGAAAGAACUCUCAGUUCACGUCUUUCUCUUAAAAUCUCUUUAAAAUGUUGUUUCUCUGUUUACUCCUUAGCCACUUUGACAUUAUCCUACCUAACUAUUGUAAUGAUGUUAAUUCUGCUUUCCCACCAUACCUGUAAAAUAAUCUGGUCACGUGGAUGCCUCAGACUUUGAUAUGCCUAUAUAUAGGAACACAGUGAAAUUCUGUGGAAGUAGGAAUGAGAAGUGAUGUCUCAGUACACCUCAGUACACAGGAUUGAGGGAGAGAAAGGAAAAAAAACCAACAAAGACUGCAUGAAGGAAAGAAAAAUGUGUGAAACUGGACCUUUGUGAGUGAAAACACUGCUAGGAAGUAGUUGAGAAUGGGAGAUACAAUCAGAAGAAAAAAAUACCAAAGCAAGAAGAAAGUGAAACACAAGAUGGAUAGCAGUAGCAGCAGAGGAGACUGAAGGGAGUAAAGCAUGGAAGAGGCGAGGAAUUUCAGAUGAGAAGAAAAAGUUGCUAUUACGCAAGGAGGAGCAAUUCAGUUGUCUAACAAUGGCACAGAUGGAGUACAAGGUCUCCAGACGUUGACUAUGACCAAUGCAGCUGCAACACAACCUGGCACUACCAUUUUACAGUAUGCACAGACCACGGAUGGACAACAGAUACUUGUACCCAGCAACCAAGUUGUUGUACAAGCUGCCUCAGGAGAUGUGCAGACCUACCAGAUUCGCACCGCCCCUACCAGCACCAUUGCACCUGGAGUAGUCAUGGCAUCAUCUCCAGCACUUCCCACUCAGCCAGCAGAAGAGGCUGCACGGAAGAGAGAAGUGCGUCUAAUGAAGAACAGAGAGGCAGCGCGUGAAUGUCGCAGGAAGAAAAAGGAGUAUGUGAAAUGUCUAGAAAAUCGAGUGGCUGUGCUUGAAAACCAGAACAAGACACUGAUUGAGGAGUUGAAAGCACUUAAAGACCUUUACUGCCACAAAUCAGAUUAAUUUUGGAUUUCCAUUUUCACUUGUGCAGGUGGGAUAAGAGACUGGUUCUGGCUAUACCCAGAAAGACAAAGUAAACUUUUUAUUUUCUAAACAUUUCUUUUUUUCUAUGCGCAAAACUGCCUGAAGCAACUACAGAAUAUACUUCGUCUGUGCUUUGCAUCAAACUGUGAAUGUUCAAAUACUUGCCUCCACUUCUCCCCCUACAAGAUUAUUUUCAUCAUCAAAUAAUCUCAGCGUGAAGAAGAACAGGCUUCUUUCUCAUCUCCCAUCCUCUUCAAGGAGUUACAAUGGUCACUUGGGAAGUUACUGUGGGGGAGGGUCCUUUUGUAACGAUUUCAAGAAUUUGUGCUGAGCUCUUUCCAUUGCCUUAGAGACAGACCUACCCCAGCCUCUUGGCCCAGGGAGCUGUGGGCCGCAUACGUGAAGCACACAUGGUGCAAUGAAGAAGCAGUGGUUGCCAAAGUGGUUUCUCAUACUUACUUUAAGCUACAAAAAUACAUGCCUAGGUGGCAUGCCAAAUGAAAGGCACUUCACAGUCACAUUCUGGGUGUGGAGCUAAAAUACAUUUUUUAAACUAGCCCAGGAGGGGUUCUAAUAAGUAAUCUGCAUUACUAGUCCCUCCUGAACUAGUGAAAACUCCAUGCCUUAGACAGAAAUGGAUUGAAAUAAGCUUCGCUGUUCAGUUGUUGCUUCUUGAAGCGUCUGUGUGCAAAUGUGUUCAGCAUUCUGAAUGCACAAAAAGAAAACACUGUCUUCAUAUGUUACUGGUUGGCAAACAAUAUUUGAAUGGGAAAGGAAUCAGAAUAAAAAAGGUACAACGGUGAUGUUUAGAAAACAGUCACGUAAUACAGCUAGCACAUGAAAGCACUGCCUAUUUAUAUGCAGAACAACUAAGCAGUUGAAGCAUGGCCAACUCCACGUACAUACUCCCUGAUGACAGUAUAGUUUGUCUCGUGUCCUCUUAAGCAAUCAGGUAUUUCUAUUUCCCUACCACUAUCUUAUGUAAUGGAAAUUAUUGAACUUGAUAGAAACAUUGUCCUGGUUUACUAGAUUCUUUCCAUGCAUAAAUUAAAUUGCAUUAUGGUAACUGCCAGGACAACCUCAAAUAUUGAAAAGGACUUCAAACACAAAUAUUCCAACUGGCUUCUGCUUCUCAAGGGACAAUAUUAAUUAUUUGAACUCACCCGGGCUAAAUUGAUUCUUAAUUUAUUCAGAGGAUUUUUUCAUGCAGAGGGUCAGAUUUAUCAAGUUUUUUGUUCAUGUAAGUAGAACUACUUACCUGCCUCAGACUUUUGCAAGAUCAAACUUUUUGUGUGUACUGAGGAAACAUGAUCUUUUCUGGAUUUACAUUGUUAAAAUAGUAGAUCACCUUAAAAAUAAUACCGUAAUCAGCAUUAGGACUUCCACUGUGUGUGAAAAAGAAUUACGCUGUUUGUUUCCUGGUCCCCUGGAGCCAGGCUCUUCACAUAUUAAUUUGAGUCAUUUGAUGGAGUAAGUUUACUUUGGGCCUCUGGUCCAACUUGUGUGUAUAGAGAUGUAUGAAUAAGUCUCCAGUCCGUACUAAUGCCUUGCCUAGCAAAGUGUUAGCUGAUUUUUUUUCCCAUUCACUCUAUCUGUUUUUAAGAUAAAUUUCAAACACGAAUUUCUAAAAGGUUAUAUCAUCAGUGUGACGUUGCGGGAAGAGCAUUUCCAAGACUCUUGGCAGUUGAGUCUCAAACAACUAAGCAGUAUUAAAAGUUGUAGUUUUCUCAUUUGAGAGGGCAUUCAGUUUCCAAGAGACUUUUAGAGGAGCAGGGUCAAACUUGUAGCAUUAUUGUUAAAUCUAGAGUUAUCAAUAAUUUCAGAUUGUUUGUAUUUCAAAUAAGAGAGCAUAAGUAUCAGAAUUAUGAAAGAGUUCAUUUUCAAAUUAAGUUUUGAAGGGGUUUAUAAAUGGUCUAUUUUUAUCUGCCAUAGAAAACUGAUUUUCAUGUUUUUAUUUAACGGAAGAUGAAUUUAUUAGUUUAGCAAUGCAAAUUUAAAGAAGACCCUAAAUUCUCAGCCUCACUUAUGUAAAAAUUGUCUGAUUCUUAAAGACAGAAAACACCUGUGUUUUUGAUGGUUUCCAGUUCUUCAGAACUAACACUAGAAAUGUUGAUAAUGCAGGAAUUCUCGUCAAAUAUGUAAGCUUAUGAUGGCUUAGUUUACAGAGUUACACGAAAUGGUUCCUCCCACUUUGAGAAUUGUGUAAGAAGCCAUGAGUGCCUGCGUUAAGGCUGUUUGUUUUGCAGAACCACCUGCCUGCAAAAGCUCAGGGUUCUGUACUGAACCUCUGUGAGGCUAGCUGGGAGCUGGGAGCUGCUCCUAGCCAUGGCCGUGGGCGCUUGUGGGGUGUGCCAGCACGGAGCCUGGCAGCUGCAUGGACCAGGAUCCUACAGCUGGACCUGGACCUGCUUCUUCUGUUAUGUGGCUGAAGCAAAUCUGUGUGGCAGUGAGAGGAGAACUGCAUUACCCGUCUGUCUGUGUGUGGUUUGUGAGUAAUCUAUCGUGUUAUUACUGUAGACUGCAGUGGCAAUGAACAUUUCACUGAGAAAAAGAAUGUUAUUUUAAAGUACAUAGGCAUCUCCAAGAAUCUUUAUUUUUAUUUAUGCUGCACUGAGGAUUUAAGGACUUGAAUUUCUUAAGCAGAAAUUUUUAAUUACGAUAAUAAAAAAUGUAUUGGGCCAAGUACAGGUUUGGCUAGGGUUACCCAUACAUGCUUAAUUAUUCAUAGUGACCCAAAAGGGGAAAGAAUACAAUUCAGGCAUUCGCUAAUGUGUUACUUACCAAGUAGUGAGGUUGGGGUAAUCAGCUUCUAUAAACUAAGGCCAUUUGGAAACAGGACAGCAGUUGUGCUGGCAGGGGGGGGAAGGUUAGUUUUUAUAUCUCACGGUCGUGAGUUUUCUUGAACCGAUAGCCUGUUUUACCUGAGGAGAGGGUUAGAAAGGGCUAGAUCCAUUAUGUUCAUAAUAAACGAGAAUUGAUUUGAAAUAUAAUUUUUGUAACGUCAUUAUUUUGCAAAACUACAGCACCAAUCAGGCAGUUAAGAUAUUGUCAGAGGUGCUCUUUUAAUUUAGAUAUUCUUGGAAAAUACAUAUGUAUAAUACAUGUACAUAUAUAUAUAUACACACAGUAUAUAAUCUACAGCUCUGAGAGCUUUUAAGUCAGGAAUGCUGAGUAUUAUAGUAUAUGGAGGUCAGAAAAAAUUUUUACUUCUGUGUGUGUCUGAGUGUGUGUGUGGAUGUGUGCGCGCCUGUGAAAGCCUCCCCCUGCCCCAGUACUGCUGGGCUGCAUUAUUCUAGCGCUUAUUACUGAUGUGUUUUGUGCUGUUUCUCAGUUAUCCAUUUUUGAGAAUUUUAUUUCAUUUUUCAUGGCUUUUGUGAGUUUGUUUGUUUUUAUUUUCUUUUUUUUGAUGGAGAUUUUUGAAAUGAUGUAAACAGUUAUUUUACAACAGCCACCACCCCCCAGAAUAACUCACUUUUGUGCUUUUUCUCUUUGGCAGCUAUAUAUCAAAGGCAAAACAAUUGGAAUGCUUGUUAAGGUGUUGCUUUUUAAAGGAACCACUGGUAUGACUUCUGUUUUCCUCCUAGGGUAGUGGCAAUGCAUUUGUAUUUGAGCAGUGAUUUCACCAGAAGCAGGUAGUUGCUGGCACCAUUGCUUGUAUCUGAGAGCACAGUUGUAGCCAGUCUCACUGUACAGACUCCUGUGGGUUCUGGGUCUUCUGUCAGUCAUGUUUGUGUCACAGACCACUAUCUUCUCUGGUACUUUACAUUGAUCAGAAAAUUGGUGGGGCAUUUGGAAUCAUUAAGAGGCUCAGGAAAAAAAAAAAAAGAUUUAAUAAGGAAAACCAGCCCCGAUAGUUUCUGAUCUAAAUUUGUACUACAGUCUUGUUUUGUUUUUUAAAUCUGGGCUUCCAGUAGGCAGCAGCUGAAAGUAGUCAUCUGUGAGCAAAAACUGGCCUCUACCUUUUUAUUGUUAUUAUUUUAGACAGAGAGCCAGUGCUUUCUGUGGGCUAAAGUCUGGUCCCUGCAUCACAGCAAGUUCAUUAUCAGUGGUUGCAAAUGCAUGACAAUUCAUAGGGGAUGUCACUCGUUUUCUAAGACCCUGUUUUUAUUGUCAUUUUUUACCGUGAAGGUGGUUAGUGAUGUCACAUUUGCCAAUGAUCUAACCAAAAGGUCAUGUAUUUAUUUUUGUUACACAAUAUCCUUUGUAAAUGUUUAAUUAAAAUGUGCACUUUUUAAAUAAAAAUAAUAAUAAUAAAAAAAAACAUAGAAAAAAAUAAGAAAAAUUGGGUUUGCUUAAGAAGCUCUCGGGCACAAUUGCUGCAAUCCUGCUGCCUGCACACAAUUCACUCCUCUCCCCACAGCAGUUGACUCUUUCACCAGUGUAACUUGCUGAUCAGCACCUGGCUUCCAGCAGGCACUGCUUCAGACUGGCAGGAGAUGUGCGCGGGCGGUACAGAAGAUGGGAAAGAAGUGUGUGGUGUCUCAGAGCAGUAGGUACAGGAUGGAUGUGACGUUAUUUUUAGACAGAAUAGAACUGGUUCAGCGAUCCCAGGUGAGAAAGGGAGAGUAACUCAGAAAGAAAGCCCAGCUCUUUCUCAGCCACUUUAUUCACCUUUUCUUAAUUUGAGAUUUAGCUGCACAUUUUAAAAGCUGCAUUCCAAGAAAAUAAAUCAAAACGCUUUUAAUUCUUUGACACCAGGAAUUAAAGGGAUGCUGACAGUGUGUCACCCUGCUUUAAAAGAAAAAAAGCACAACUAACUUAUUUUUGCAGAAAGAAUGAUUGUUUAGCUAUAAUCCUGAAAUCUGUCACAGUAAGCAUGUUUUAAAAGCGUACAGUACUUUCAUGGUUCUCAUGUACUGUGCCUGGGAACUCAUUUCCCUGAGCUUUUGUAUUUGCUAGCUGUAAAAAGACUGAUUUUGCAGAAACCUGAAUGUAUCGUGAAGCUCAGUCUGGGAGGAGCUGCACUGAUAAAGAGAAAUAGGAUGCUGAAAUCCUGUCUGCUGCGUGCUGGUGGCAGGUUCGGGUUUGUGGAUGGACAUGGCUUAAAUCUGUGCAUCUUUUAGGGAAGGGGACCAGAUCCGGGUGGUAAAGGGGGGUUGCAUUUUAAGUGUUCUGUCUUGGAAUGUACUUUUUACAUAUACUUAAGCUCUGUCCUGCAAGGAGACUUGCUCGGGCUAUUUUGUGUAGCACAGGUUGAAGACACUGACCUGUUCUGGUUCUACAAGUGCAGUUCUUGGCUUGUGGUUAACAAUGGUGAGUCUAGGUCUCACUUUCACCAGCAAGGAGGAGGAAAAGCCAGCUGUCCUUGGGAGCUGUGUGCUGACGGGGAAAGGGCCAGGGAGCAGCCGUAGUGAUCCACAGUUAGCACUCGUCUGUAAGCUGACCCCUUGCUGUACUCAUUGCUUGGGAGCAGUCAGUUCACUGAGUCCCAGCUUCAGCUAUCUAUUUCUCAAAAUUAGGGAAUAGCUGAGUGACAGCAAGGGGAAGGUAGGCCUUGAGCUGGUCAGCUGUCUGGAAAUGGCCACCGUUAAGAACUGAGGGUAAAUGGAUGCUCUCCACAAGUUGUGUUUUAUCCAGGUGCCACUCCAUUUUUUGUGUGUGUGCGUAAUAACAUUUAUUUAUAUUAAAACAUAAAGUUUAAAAAUUCUGAACUGCGAGUUUGUAUGAGAUUUGACGCUGUGCUGCUGAUAUGGACUUCUAUGGAUGAGAUGGGGAACAGGGCAAACAGAGGUGCUAGUUGGCAGCCAACCCCUCCACAGACUUGUCCACCAAUCGGUCGUUCGCUUCAAAAAUGAGUUACUGGUUGUCUGGAUUUAUAAUUUAAAAUUGUUUUGGAGCAGUGUUUUUCAGCGAACCUUCCAGAGCAAGGGUUAUUGUUCUCCCUUUGUAAUGUAUGCUGGAAAGAGCAAGUUCACCUCAUCUGCAUUUCUGGUUCUUUACCCAAACCUUGUCAGCACAGAACAGGGUAUGUGAGCUCAACUCCCACGUACCUGUGGAAGUUAAAAGACUGAAAGAAAAUCCAUUGUUGGGGGAAAAUAAAUCCUUAUUUACCUUUCCCCAAAGAUCUAUAAACAUCCCUGUUGUCUUUAUUUUUUUUACUUAUUUUUUUGUGCUUUAUCUGUGUUUAAAAAAAAAAAGGCUGUACUGGGUUAUAAUGCAUUUUAUUAACACUAUGUACAUAUUAGCUGCUUUGUGUUUCAGAAUGGUAGUAAUUGCUUUGUAUAUUAAAGUGAUUCUUGUGAAUUUGUGAAUUAUUGUCAUAAAGACGUGCUUUUUCUUACUGUAACCUUUGUGGUAUAAACUGUCAUAACUCCCUUUUUACACAAACAUUUAUGUGCAGUCACAUAAACAUGCUUUAAAAACCUCUAAAA